Molecule: messenger RNA, 5157 nt
Organism: Anarrhichthys ocellatus (wolf-eel)
Lineage: Eukaryota; Metazoa; Chordata; Actinopteri; Perciformes; Anarhichadidae
Gene: bmal1a
Product: basic helix-loop-helix ARNT like 1a
Exons: 16
Coding region: 2445-4043 (532 amino acids)
Biological process (GO): regulation of DNA-templated transcription
Cellular component (GO): transcription regulator complex; cytoplasm; nucleus
Molecular function (GO): DNA-binding transcription factor activity; protein dimerization activity
Source: RefSeq, a predicted model, not a curated record
GCAUGACGGUGACGAGAAACUGGGUCACCGAUCGAGAAUCGUUUAUGUCACAGUUCUUUGGGUCGCUAUUACAUAUUAUCAGCGACUUUCAAUGGAUAGACCGAGCUCAUUGGACCUACUGGGGUAGACUGGUUGCAUCAGCUGUUUGAGGGUCAGUUCAUAUCGGGGCACACUGACCACAUCAAACCGGAUGGAACUAGGUCCGGCUGAAUCGAAUCAGACUGAGACUAGACCAGGACGAAGCAGACCAGACUGAUCCAGACAAAACCCGGCCCCCUCCAGGAGGCCUGUUCCAGUGUCCUAUCCAGAUGACCUGAUGGCAGACCAAAGGAUGGACAUCUCGUCUACGAUGACUGACUUCAUGUCCCCCGGCUCCACUGACCUCAUCUCCAGCUCCAUCAGCACGCCUGGCAUGGACUACACCCGCAAGAGGAAGGGCAGCACUACCGAUUACCAGUAAGGACACCCGGAGGAGAGAGAGAGGAAAUAAAGAAAGGACAGAAGAAGGGCUGAAGAAGAUUAUACAAGGCAACAAAUGGAACUAAAGGCAGGGUGGAGAGAAAGAAAGGAGGGAAUAAGAUGUGGGAAGUAGUGCAGGAAAGAAAGCAAGCAAAAUCUGUACUCUGGUAGAGUAGUCCGUUGUUUUUUUACACAUUGUAAAUAUUCACAUUUCUCAUUUUCAUUAAUACAUUUGUGUUUCUUUACAGAAUUGAUGGCUUCUCAUUUGAGUAAGUUCAAACCUGACUCAAUGUUGAUAGAUGUUGCACAAGGUUUAAUUCAUCUGACAUACUGCUCCCUAUAUACAGGGAUGGGUCAAAUGCAGAAGUCAAAUUUCGUGUAUGUGUAUAUGACAAUAAAAAGGAUUUCUAUAUCAAUGACCCUCAAUAGAUUUUACAGCAUGAGAUAUUGAGUAGACUGAAAACCCGAGGCAGUGAGCCCAGUGAGCCCCUUGCUCUUAGACAGUGCUGUGGGUUUAUGAAUGUUCCGGUGUACACUAACCUCUCCUGUCUUUGCUCGUUAGUGACAUGGACCCAGACAAAGAUAAACUGGGAAGGUAAGAUAAAGCAGGUGCUUUAAUCCUCAGUAGUGUUGUAUUUCUAUCCCAUCCCAUAAUCAUAAGAACCAUAUUUCCUCUCUGACCUCCAGUGAUGUCUAUCAAAGUGGAUAGUUGUCUUUUGAUUUGUCAGAGAUCCAUCUCUUGAGAUGUCUAACAGCACACCGACACCAUGAAGAGGUUCGGUUAGUGGAGCUCACAGGAGUAGAACAUGACUUUUAUACUAAAUCUAUUUCUCUUAUACACACCUGAAUAUAAUAUUCAUAAGUAUGUGUUUAUUAGUGUAUAAUCAGCUGUUUUAGUUGCCUUUAAAUGAGCCCUUUAUAUCUCUAAAGGGGGCGGGUCCUCUUUACAAAAGGGGAAGAGGACCACGUUGCACGUGGUGGACUCCAGGAUUCUAUGAUCCAAUAUCAUCCCUGCAAAGAUAAAACAUUGAUGCGUAGCUGCAGAUGCUCCUGGCGUUACUCUGGAAAAGGCCCUUCAUUUGAUUGGUUGUGUACUCUCCCUCACACUGAGGGUGUCCAUGCUGUCCAGGGGAACAUCCUCUGUAGCACCCAACGGUGUAACGUUCUGGAACACGGUCCUUGUUCCGCUCUGCUGCAGCAAGACAUAUUCUGUCAUCUCUCGCCGUGUCAAACCCUUCCUUUUGUCUCUGUCGUGCUGACAGCUGUACUUUUAUUACUAAUAUUUUCUGACACGUCUAACCAUCUCAUUGUCUGCUGAUUUCUAACGUCAUAUCUCAGGAGGUCUGAAUUCAUACGCUAGUUAUGAGUAUUCCACACAAAUGUGUAAAAUGAUGAAGUGAUGACAUUUUGGACAGAUGUGGAUGUAAGCUGACGGUAAUUCUAGUUGAUGAUUCUUGUCUUCAACAGAGUGACCGUGUAGCCUUCCAUAGCAACACACUUUCAGGAACACACACUCACAGUUAAGAUUUCUAAGACAAAUCCAUGCGUGAGGAUUAAACGUGACUUUACUCGCAGGAGUAAACCUGUUCUGAGGCACGGUGACAUUCAGGUAUACAGCACACUGUCUGCAUGACUAGAUAUGACUGAAGGUGUUUAGAAAAUAGCUUUUUAACUUGUUUAAAAGGGGAACUGGAAAACUGAAACCUUUAAUCUCAACUCUAAAUGUGUCAAUGCGGUAAACUCUUCCUAAAUCUGCUGAGAUGCGGAAAGUCAGUCAGUCUGUGUAGGGCAGAGCUUUUGGGGGGGGGGCGUAAAUAAUUGUUCCACUUUUACAUAACUCUGUGUGUGUGAGAAAGAGCUCGAUGCUGGUUACAGAACCUCCUCUUCUCUAAUAUUGCUCUGUUUGUCGUUCCAGUGACCAGCAGGGCCGGAUUAAGAAUGCCAGAGAGGCUCACAGCCAGAUCGAGAAGCGCCGCAGGGACAAGAUGAACAGCUUCAUCGACGAGCUGGCAUCGCUGGUGCCCACCUGUAACGCCAUGUCCCGCAAACUAGACAAGCUGACGGUGCUGCGCAUGGCUGUCCAGCACAUGAAGACACUCAGAGGUGCAGCCAACCCGUACACAGAGGCCAACUACAAGCCCGCCUUCCUCUCUGAUGACGAGCUGAAGCACUUGAUAUUAAGGGCUGCUGAUGGUUUCCUGUUUGUGGUCGGGUGCGACCGUGGAAAGAUCCUCUUUGUUUCUGAAUCCGUCUACAAGAUUCUCAACUACAGCCAGAACGACCUGAUAGGUCAGAGCCUGUUCGACUACCUUCACCCCAAGGACAUUGCCAAGGUCAAAGAGCAGCUGUCCUCCUCCGACACGGCCCCACGAGAGAGGCUCAUCGAUGCUAAAACGGGUCUUCCAGUGAAGACGGACAUCACCCCCGGACCGUCCCGUCUCUGCUCUGGAGCCCGGCGCUCCUUUUUCUGCAGGAUGAAGUGCAACAGGCCCUCUGUCAAAGUAGAGGACAAGGACUUUCCCUCCACCUGUUCCAAGAAAAAAGCGGACCGUAAGAGCUUCUGCACCAUCCACAGCACAGGCUACCUGAAGAGCUGGCCCCCCACCAAGAUGGGCCUGGACGAUGACAACGAGCCCGACAACGAGGGCUGCAACCUGAGCUGCCUGGUAGCCAUCGGCCGCCUGCACCCCCACAUCGUCCCCCAGCCCAGUCUGGCGGACAUCCGGGUGAAGCCCACGGAGUACGUCUCCCGACACGCCAUCGACGGCAAAUUUGUCUUCGUUGACCAGAGGGCCACAGCCAUCCUAGCCUACCUGCCCCAGGAGCUGCUGGGAACCUCCUUCUACGAGUAUUUCCACCAGGACGACAUCGGCCACCUGGCAGAGUGCCACAGACAAGUGCUGCAGAUGAGAGAGAAGAUCAACACCAACUGUUACAAAUUCAAGAUCAAAGACGGCUCUUUCAUCACGCUGAGGAGCCGCUGGUUCAGCUUCAUGAACCCUUGGACCAAGGAGGUGGAGUACAUCGUGUCCACCAACACCGUCGUGUCGUGUCCUGUGAUGGAGGGAUCAGACUACCCUCAGUCUGCUGCCUCACCACAGAGCAUGGACAGUGUUCUCACCUCAGAGGGUGGAGGAAGGCGGGCGCUGCAGACGGUCCCUGGCAUCCCCGGGGGCACGAGAGCGGGAGCCGGUAAAAUUGGACGCAUGAUUGCAGAGGAAGUGAUGGAGAUCCAGAGGAUCCGAGGCUCCUCCCCCUCCAGCUGUGGCUCCAGCCCUCUGAACAUCACCAGCACACCCCCAGCUGACACCUGCUCCCCAGGGGGCAAGAAGAUUCAGAAUGGAGGGACACCCGAGCUGCCAAGCACAGGGAUCCUUCCUGGACCUGAUUCUGUAGGCUACCCCUACUCCAACCAGUCCAUCAUGAGUGACAACUCCCACCUGAGUAUAGACAUCAUGGACGAUCCCGGUUCCAGCAGUCCCAGCAACGACGAGGCGGCCAUGGCCGUCAUCAUGUCCCUGCUGGAGGCGGACGCCGGCCUGGGCGGCCCCGUGGACUUCAGCGACCUGCCCUGGCCUUUGUGAGGACGCAGAGGGAGACGGACCUAUUAGCACCAGAUGGACAGAGUUCAGCCCUCUGUAACAACUACACUGCAACAAACAUCCAUCUUAGCUCAUUCUAUUGUCAUAGAAAAGGCUGUAGAUACUGAACGUUUUCCCAAAAGUACUACAUACAAGAGGAGAUCCUGUCAGGCUCUCACUGCUGGAUUUCACUCCUACUUUCUCAUUCGUCAUUCCCUGUAGGUGCACAAGUGACCCUGACUUUCUUUGGGAUUUUAUGUAAAUGAAGUGUUAAGAUGGUCCUUUUUUGCAGUGUCGCCUGCAGACUGGGUGUCCCUAACAUUGCCACGGUGAGAGAGCGUCUCUCUAACAGGUCCCAGGAUGCAGCGUGUCUGCUAGUGGACUGAACUCUGUCUCCUGAGACGUUCACAAACAGCUAAACAUCUCCAGCUGUACACUCACGUGUCCCUGUAGGUUGAUGCUGUACAGACACUGCUGAGGUGCACCCCACCCCCCCAAAACAAAAGCCAGCUGAUCUUCGGCAUGGGAAAUGGACACAGCAGUUAUCUUCUGAAGAUUUGCUCAGAAGAUUCUUAGAGGUCCUUUUAUUCCAGAGCCACAAAAUUUCACAAGCAGGUGUAUUUCAGUCCAUUUAAAGGAAAAAGACUCCGAGCUGCUGUUUCCUUAACUCACACCACAGUUAUCAGCGACUCCGUCACAUGGUCCCACUUUUUACAACACAUUUGAAAAGUUUCAGACACAAACUACUUGCAGGACAUCUGCCAGAAGGAAGUUGAGAGGAUACAUUUAACGAUAAUGCUCCUGCUGUGGCAGCCAGUGAUUCGUAUGACUGGCUCAGUGGAGGUCUGCAUAAUGAUGAACCAGUGGGGUGAUGGGACGAGAUCCAAACUGUGACCCGAACACCCAAACAGAGAGACGCUGGCAAAGUUAAAGCUCGAUGUGUCUGGACCCUUAGAGCUUCUCAAUCCGAGUCCUCAUCACUGGAAAUAAUCAUAACUCAUGGGGCAGAUUCUGACAAUGCAAUCACUCUCUCAGACAAAUGUAUUCAUUGUGAACCAGUUUGCAUCACCUGCCCUUCAGUCCCCACUGCGUCCACUACACCGAGCUCCACCCACCC